CGCAAAUGAGUCCGUGUUAGGAGAAUUUGUAUGCGAGCACACGAUCGACACCGGCCGACGAGGUGGUGGACAGCUUCAGCAAUAUGCUGGGGGUAGACGAGGCAGCAAACACCACAGAAAAGGCUCAUGCGAUUAACAAUGGCGUUGUGGCACAGAUUGGGACAGUGCCCGAUCUUGACGAGUUUGGAUUACCUGUCAAGAAACAUAUGCCUGCGAUGCCGGUAGCGGAGACCGAUACUGAGGAGGAAGUGAGUCCGGGGAUGUCUCAAGAGAGAGUCAAUGGCCAUACAGUAAAGGACGCGCCCGAGUCUGCAGACAAGUCGGAAGCCAGACUGAAAGUUGAAACUGGGCUGGGCGGCGGCGAAUCGAGCGGAGAGGAGGACUUUAAGGAUGCUCGGUCGACACCACUACCAGCGACCCCUAUUCCGGAUCUGAAGGAUAUCUCGGAGAAGGCACAGGAAUGUGAACCUGCUACAAGUGCAGAUCUGAAGAAAACUGCUGAGAAGGAACGAUCAGAUGAACCACCAACCCCAGAUGCAGAUGUGACGAAGCCCCGAGAGACUGUGCAAAAGCUAACUCCAGAAAAUGACGAGCACCAAGAGUCCUCAAAACCCGCCGCAGAAACUUCGAGACCGCCUGAUAUCGAUGUCUCGAAAUCUCAGACGAAAGGGGGGAGUAACAGCCAGAACCGCAGCAGCGUGACAUCUCCAAUUGGGCACACUCGAGGGCAAAGUUCGAAAGGCGCGGGCAUAUCAGAGUGGUCUCAUCAACAUCUUGCACAACCUGAUGUGGAACCCCCACAGAAAGAGGAUGAUGAAUGGCAGGCCAUGCCCGCGUAUGCCCCUUUCGAUAUGUACGAUGACGAUAAUAAACUUGUUGCGAAGGAGGCACAACUUUCGGACGAUGAAGCAGAUGCAUAUGCCGGGCUUGGCGGGGCAGGAAAAGGUUAUACGAGGGUACAACUAGAUGAAGAUGUUCAAUCUGCAACAAGUUUGGACGAGAACACGCAGUAUCUAUUCAAGGAAGUCAAUGGAGGGACGGGUGCCGGUCAGGAAGAGGACGAGGAGCAACGCGAUGCUGUCUCUCAAAUGCAAGCUACGAAGGACUUGUUGACCGAAGGUCAAAGGAUUGCCUAUGUUGGCAUGACUCGAUUGAUCCUGUCGGAGAUGAUAAAGCAGGCAGAAUCUAUUAUCGGUGCAUCGAAGGGUACCAAGAAGGAAAUGCAAAUUGCAGCUGAAGCCAUGCAAAUGUGGGGUCAGAAGAUGAUGGUCCGGCUGUAUGCGCAUAUGGACAUCAGCACAGCCGAACAGAUUAUGAUCGAGCAACUGGCUGAGCAUGGCGUUGUACCGGCGGAUCUAACUCCUACCCUCAUGCAGAAUGCUAGAGUAAAGAAUCCCAUGGCUGAAAAGGAGCCGUCUGUGGCUGAAGCCUCAUCGCCUAGACCGGGGUCUGUAACUUCAACGGGACUGAGCUCUAGGCUUUCUGUCUCCUCUCCGAGACCUUCAAUAUCGUCUCCAACGGGUCACAGGACGCCAGGCCCGGAAGAAGAAGAGGCAGCACAGAUGCCUCCCCCAUACCAAGAGCACGAGGGUGAUGAUCUGCCUGAAGUUCGAACCCCCUCACAACUUCCAACAACGCAAAGUCUUGAUAUCGACCUUCGGUGGACUGUUCUUUGUGAUCUGUUCUUGACCUUGAUUGCAGACUCCGUCUACGAUUCUCGGUCAAGAGUCUUGCUAGAAAAGGUUGGAAAGAAUAUGGGGGUGGAUUGGCUGGAGAUCUGUCGGUUUGAAAAGCGUGUGACAGAUGCAUUGGAAAUGCAACAAGCAGCUGAAAAGGAAAAUUGGAAUGAAGAUGAGCACAAAGAAAACAGGAGGAAAUUUGCUCUCAAGAAGCGUUAUAUGAUGAUGGGCCUUGCUACAGUUGGUGGCGGUCUUGUCAUUGGUCUCUCUGCAGGGUUAUUGGCUCCUUUGAUUGGUGCUGGACUUGCUGCAGGAUUUACUACCAUUGGCGUCGCGGGUACCAGUGGUUUCCUUGCAGGUGCUGGAGGAGCUGCGAUCAUCACAACGGGAGCCGCAACAUCUGGAGGUAUUAUUGCCGUGAGAGCUGCAAAUCGAAGGACUGGCGCAGUGAAAACUUUCGAGUAUCGGCCCCUGCAUAACAACAAACGAGUCAAUUUGAUCGUUACUGUUUCAGGAUGGAUGACGGGAAAGGUCGAUGAUGUUCGACUUCCUUACAGUACCGUUGAUCCAAUCAUGGGAGAUAUCUAUUCCGUGCUUUGGGAACCCGAGAUGCUCACGAGUAUGGGAGAUACCAUCAAUAUCUUGGCCACAGAGGCUCUAACUCAAGGCCUUCAACAAGUGCUUGGCAGCACAAUUCUAAUCGGUCUCAUGGCUGCGUUGCAAUUACCCGUAGUCUUGACAAAGCUGUCUUAUCUAAUUGAUAAUCCAUGGACUGUGUCUCUUGACCGAGCUAAUGCGGCAGGUCUCAUUCUUGCGGACUCCCUUAUCGACCAAAAUCUCGGCGCUCGUCCUAUCACCUUUGUGGGGUACUCCCUUGGCUCAAGGGUCAUCUUCUCUUGCUUAAGAGAGCUCGCCAAAAAGGGGGCUUAUGGUCUCGUGCAGAAUGUUUACUUGUUCGGCUCGCCAAUAGUGGCGAAGAAAGACGAAUAUCUAAGGGCUAGGGCUGUUGUUUCUGGCCGGUUUGUCAACGGCUAUGCGAAGAAUGACUGGAUCUUGGGGUAUUUGUUCCGUUUGACAAGCGGUGGUAUCGGCCGUGUUGCCGGACUCGCGCCUGUGCAGGAAAUCCCAGGGCUUGAGAACCUUGAUGUGACUGAGCUCGUCCCUGGUCACAUGGCAUAUCGAACAGCAAUGCCUCGACUCCUGCGAGAGGUGGGCUGGAUGGUAGAGAGCGACGAAUUCACAGAAAUCGAAGACCCAGACCCGGAGAACCAUGCAAAGCGUCAACGAGAACUCAUCAAUGAGAUCGAAGAAGCACGCAAGGAUUUUGAAAAGAAGAAAGGAGAGAAGGGCAGCAAGUUUGGCUGGUUGAGUAGGAAGAAGAAUGUCCUCGGGAAGAAAGAGUGGGAGACGUACGAGGAAUCCAAGGGCAAUUUCGAAGCUAGCAGAACAGAAGAUGCUGAAGGUAACAACCACGGCGUACUGUUUGACAUCGACGCCAUCCGCGCCGAGCUCGCGAGCGAACAGAUGGAAGUCAGGGAGCUAAAAUCGACACUCCCACCCAUGAAGCUUGAUCUCGGGUCCCCAAGCACCGCCAAUCCUCGCACCUCACUUCGAGAAACAAAAUCCUACGACGCGGCUACCAUGCUGACGCCAAAUCCUCCUCUACGGCCCUCACCAGCACAUUCACCACGCGGCUCAAUCAGUGAACGCCCCCCUGUCUACAGAUCUCCUUCCAUAUCUGGGAGGGGAGAUGACGAAGUCUCAAUGACAUUCGACACAUCCUACCAAUCACCACCGCCCUCCGCAUCUGGAUCAUUCAACCACCUACCUCUCCACUCUUCGCCUUCCCCGAAUCUCUCGCAGUCAUCCUUCAGACCCUCGAGUGCAGAACCGACAGACAGAGCAGCGACGUUGCGGAGGCCGUCGUUGAAGAGUAGUAGCACUCUACCGCUGCCGACAGCGCUGCCGGCUAUCAGUUUAGAUCAUAAUGCUUGGGCGGACGAGGACGAGGAGUUUGGGAGGGAGAGGGAGAUUGAGAUGAGUUUUGCAUAGACGGGCAAACAAACACAGCUUGUGGAACAAGGGUGAGAGUUGGAUGAGACAGAUGAAAUGAGGUUUGGAGAGGAAGUCAAGUGGAAGCUGAGCGAGUCUAAUAUAUUCGCUCGUUUUCAGAUAAUGUGAAGCCCUUGUGCAUAGAUAGCACAUAGGGUAUUUUCACUUGAGAUUCGAGUGCAUAACGAGGGUCAUUUAGUUAGGGAAGACGGUUCAGAUGUUUUCACAAGGUGGCGUCUGGAUUUGGCGGGUUGAUGAGAUGUGAAUCAAUCAAUCAAUUGAAUGCUAUUGUGUGAUCUGAAAUUUUUAAUGAUCUAAUUGAUCGUUAUUUCUCUGCAAUCUAUCUUCGUCUGGAGACUGAAGUCUCGUCUGCAUAUG
Messenger RNA from Hyaloscypha bicolor E, 4109 nucleotides. Its product is annotated as DUF726-domain-containing protein. The transcript is spliced from 2 exons. The coding region runs from base 84 to 3731 and encodes 1215 amino acids. The record is from RefSeq and is a predicted model, not a curated record. NCBI's taxonomy places the organism in Eukaryota, Fungi, Ascomycota, Leotiomycetes, Helotiales, Hyaloscyphaceae.